AUGGCUCCUGGUCUUGUCUCCCCCGUCCCAGGCAACCUGUCCUCUUCCUUCUAUGAACGUCCUGGCUCCCGUCAGGUCUCUUCGUUCUCGGCCCAACUCGACAGUGACACAUUCUCUCAAAAUGGCCGUUCCACUCGUCGGGAAUCGGGUCUUAUCCGCAACAUGAGCGGUGCUGGAGGCUCCAACCUGACCAGCUUGGUGCAGACUCUGUACCAGCGUAGUGGUAAUGAGCUUGGUGCUCAUGCUUCAUCCAAGCUGAUGAAUAGCAGCUAUGAAUCCCUCAAGGAGUGGAUCCGCAUUCAGCGUAUGAGCCACCUCCCUCCUGAGGGAAGCAGCUAUGACAAGGUCCUUUCCUGGGCCCUGCUCUUCAUUGAGCGUCUGCACCACUUCGACUCGAACAUUAACAAGUUUGCCGGUGACAGUUACCUCGCCACUCAGCUGUCCUACGGAUACUGCGGGAUGCUGCUUGAGCUCGGCAAGGACAAUGCUGAGGCUCUGAUGACCUCAUUCGGCUUCUUCUACAGCACCUCCUCUACCUUGGUCAACCUUCUUGAGCGCACUGAAUUGUUCGAUGUCUCGCAGGAGAUCAAGGAGCAGCUCAUCCUGGCUCUGGCUGAUCUGGUGUCCCUGGUUUCCAGUGUCUCUACCCACUUCCACCAGGCCAUCAGUGGAUUGACCAAGGCUUCCGUCUCCGUUCACAUUUAUGACACCUUCCCCGGUCAAAUCCUUGCCUUCAAGGACCGCUGCAGCAAGAUCUCCGAGGCCAUGUGGCGCCACCAGCUUAUCCGGGAGAACAUUGGUGCUGAACGCGUCUCAAUCGUCCGGGACGUUCGCGCCUGGCUGGCCCCUGAGGACCGUGUCCUUGCCCACCUGGCUGAGAACACCUCUCAGCUCGCUCAUGAGCGUGAGGAGAUGACCUGCUUGUGGGUUUCUCACUACCUGACUCACUUCCUGAAGAGCCAGAACCGCACCCUUGCCAUCACUGGCAAGCCUGGCUCCGGAAAGACCGUCACUGCUUCCGUGAUUAUUGAUCGUCUUCAGGACCCUAUCGCUGGUGUCUCCUACAAGACUCUCUAUAUUCCCAUCAAUGCGCGAGUUCCGGCUGAGACUACUACAAUUGCUAUCGCCAAGACGAUCCUUUACCAGCUCUUCGAGAAGCGCAUUGGUAACACCGCACUCUUGCAGAUUCUGGGUGAUGCCUAUGAGCGCACCAAGAAGACCACCGAUGAGGCACAAUAUGAUACCAUUCUCUGGAGUGCCUUGGAGCGUGCUCUCGGUGCUGCUUUACAGAACGCUAAGGAACUUGUCAUUGUCGUUGAUGGUGUUGAUGAGGCCGCUAGUGGCGAGGCUUCUUUGGUCCAGAAGCUGAUCACUGCCACUACCAACGGCACCAAUGUUAAGCUUAUCACUCUAGGUGCUGAGAAGCCCAAGGAUGCCGCUGGUUUGAUGCAUGUGCCAAUCACUGAGGAUCGCAUUGCCGAUGAUGUGUCCACCGUGGUUCGUGCCAGCUUCGAGGGUAGCGAAGAAGUCUUCCAGACUCUGCCCGAAAUGGAGCAGGAGAUCAUCAUUGACCAGAUUACUGAGGCUUCUCAGGGCUCUUUCCUCUGGGCCAAGCUCUGCUCCAAGCGUGUUCGCCAGGAGAAGACCCCCGAGGCUCUGCACAAGGCUGUCGAGAGUAUCGUCAGCAGCAAGCUCACUAUCACUGACUUUGUCCUCAAUGCUAUCCAGUCCCCUGAUGUGAAGGAUGAGGGCCGUCAGAUCCUGCUGUGGCUUGCCACUGCGGACCGUCCCUUCACGUUGAAGGAGCUUACCGUCUUGCUGUCUAUUGACGUCACCAAGCAGACUAUCAGUGACCGCACUGUGAAGCCCUUGGACUUCCUGCGUCCUGUGAACAGCCUGGUGUUCGUGCAGGAUGGUCAAGUGUACCUGCGUCAUGGCCUCAUCCGUACCUCUCUUCUGGAAAUCCAGUCCAAGGGCAAACUUGUGCCUACCGUCAAGGACCGCCACGCCGACUUUGUUACUCGUCUCUUCAUCUACAUCAAGAGUGUCCUUCCCGAGCAGCACGAGCCUUCUCUGACUGCCCUUGACGGCCACGACACCACUUCGUUUGUGCAGCGCAACCCUCUUCUCGACUUCGCCGUGCGCUACUGGCCUCGCCACUUGAAGCAGACUACUGUAUACACUACCGGUGGUGAUGUUCCUACUGCUAAGGAGUUCGGCAAGAUCUUCCCCGCAACCAUCACUCUGCUUCUCCUCCAGAACACGCUGUGGCACACUAUCAUCACCCCGACCCUGGUCUCUUACCAGACUACCGUCACCAACCUUUGCCGCAACAUUUUGUCCCCCAAGCAUUUGGUUACUUUGCAGUCCAUCAUCACUCUCGCGUUCUUGCGCCGUGACAUCAACCUGGUGACUGAUUCGAUUCCUCUCUUCUACGAGAUUACCCUCCUGAGCCGCGAUCUACUCCAAACUAAGCACAUCGUUACUAUGAAGAUUGCCAACAUCUUCCUCGAGUUGACUUCGACUCAGACCACCACGUCCCGCACUGACAUCAUGAUAAAGCGCGAGGAGAUCCUUCUGCUUGUUGUUGAGUGCUACAAGAUCCACUACGGCAACUCUUCUGAGCAGGUUGUGACCACUCUUAAGGCUUUGAUCGAGCACUACCGCUUGACCAAGGAAGAGAAGAAGAUUCAGGAGAUUACCACCAUUAUUAACACCAUCACCACUGGUUACGAGGCUGGCGAUGGCUCCCGUGGUGAUCUCCACGUUCACCUGAAGGGCCACAAGCGUCAGGAGAGCGAGGGUGGCAUUCGCUUCAUCCUAGAUGCCGAGGAGGAUGAGUCGAUUGACGAGAGCUUCGAUUACGAGGCCCUCAUUAAGCAGGCCGAGAAGUACCGUGCCGAAGGCAAGGUUGCCGAGGCUGAGCGUAUCUACGUUGAGAUCUGGCAGCGUGCCAACCGGGAAUGCCGUGUCCAGACCACUUCUUUCUGGGAGGAGAUCAAGCUGAAAGCUGUUGUUGCCUAUUCCAAGUUCCUCAAGCAGGAGAAGCGCGAAUCCGAGGCCUCUUCUAUCUUGUCCAGUGUCUGGGAAGAGCACCGUCAUACCAGCCUGGCUUUGUCCGAGAAGUCUUCCCACCACUUCCAGGAGAUCGCCACUGUUAUGGCUACCGUCGGCCUCUCAGCCGCUGCUCUGUCCAUCUACAAGCAGGUUGCCCACUACUACCAAAGCACCUCCAAGUCUUCCCACUAUGAGGAGAUCCAGAAGAGCAUCUCUAGCACCUCUGAGAGUGUCAUGAAGUCUAGCAAGUCUUCUCACUCUAGCGUUUCGGAGUCCACCAUGGAAGAGAUCAUCUACGAGUCUUUCUCCUCUCACAAGCACGACGAGAGCUCCUUCACUGCUACCUACACUUUGGUCGAGCAGUUCACCUCCCAGCACCGCUGGAAAGAUGCUACUCGUGUGAUCAAGAAGGUUCUUCAGGGACUGUGGCCUACUCUAUUUGCUCCCUCCAUCGAGGAUGUCGUUCUCCCCAGUCAGAACGCCGACAAGGCUAUCGAGCUUGCUGAGCGCCUUGCCCAGUGCUACCACUACCGUCGUCGCUUCCCUCGCGAGGAGAACAUCCGCAUUCGUGUCUACCGCGCAGUCCGUGCCGGACGUCCCGUGGAUGACAAGGUGCGCGAGCGUGUGACUGAGGCUUUGAUUCGCUUCUUCGAGCGUAACUCUCAGCCUGAUAACGUUAUCACUACCCGCCAGGAGAACCUGGACGACUUCAUCAAGCACUACGGCCGUGACCAUCCAGUUGUCAUCAAGACUCUGUGGACCUUGGCUGAAUUGACUCGCCCCCGUCCUAUCUUUAUCGAGUACUACCAGCGUAUUAUCCGGACCCUGAAUAAGGAUGCGCCCACUUGCAAGCCUGAGGCUCUCGAGCCCCUCGUUCUCGUUGCCACUGAGCUUUGGACUCAGAGCCGGUACUCGGAUGCCGUGCCCUACUUCACCCUGUUGUUCACCACUUUCUUGAGCCAGCCCAAGCAGCCCCGCUUCGAGAACCCCUCCUUCGUUCAGGAGAUCUUCACCCGGUACACUCACUGCCUGCGCUCCGUCCGCACUGAUUAUGCUGUGAUCCAUAAGGUCACCGUUGACUACCAGGCCAAGGUCAAGACUGUUUUCACUGCCACUGCUUCCAUCACCAUUCAGGCUACCCUCACCCUUGCCAAGGUUUGCCAGGAGUCUAAGCGCUAUGAGUCUGAUGCCAUCACCCUCUAUGAGGAGCUGCUCAAGAUUGGCUCCAAGGAGAUUGAUCUCGACGAGGUCUCUGCCACUCUGGAUGGUAUUUACGAGGAGCAGACUGCUAUUGCCACCCACUCCUCUUCUGCCUCCAAACAGCAGAUUGAGACUGCCUCCAAGAUCCUGCGCAAGCGUGUUACUACCAUCCGUGAGACCCAGGGCUGGGCCCACGAGGAGUCCAUUUCCAAGAUGAAGGAGAUCGUUGCCUUCAACUACAAGCACAGCUCUUCCGAGUCUGUGCACCAGGAGCUGAAGGAGUCGACCAUCAACAUCCUGAAGGAGGCCACCUCAUCCGCCCUCUUGGUCUCCGCCGCAGUUGCCAUUGCCAGCAGCUACAUUGAGACCAAUUCGGUCCACAAGGCCACCGAGAUGUCUGAGGAGCUUUACCGCCAGAUCGUCAUGAAGGACACUUCCAACGUCAAGACCUCUCAGUUUGACCUGACCUCCAAGGGUCGCUCUAGCCUGGUCUUCUUGGCUGAGCUCGAGCACAGCCUCCACAAGCAGACCACUAGCAUUACUGAGAUUCUCGCGUCUCUGACCACCGAGUACGUCUACUUCGAGGAGUUCCGCAGCAUCACCUCCAGCAAGACCGCUUCCUUCCAUAGCGUCACCUUGUCGGCUACCCGCCUCUACCACUUCCUGCUCCGUGCCAACCGUCAAGCCGCUGCCGUCCGCGUCUUCGACGAGUUUGUUGCCUACUUCCAGGCUACUGAGGGCAAGCGUACCAAGCUGUCUGACAAGGCCCAGGUCAAGAUUUUCGUUACUGUCAUCUUAGCUCACUUCAACACUCACCAGUCCUCGAACUUCAUCCGCUCUGUUGGUAUUGCCAGCAACCUGCAAGUCAUCAAAUUGCUUGAGGCCAAGAAGUACGAUGAUGCCUCUAACCUGGCUCUCGCUGCCUUCCAGUACAUCUCCGCUCAUGAUGUCUUCCGCACUGCUGAGAUUGUCAAGUUCGUUUUCACUCUUGGUGUCUUCAUCACUGGCCGCACUGUCGCUCCCCAGCCCGACGCUGCUGUCCAGAAGAAGCUGCACGGUGUCUCUGCUGUUAUCAUCCAGGAGGUGCUCCGUGUCAUCAGCGACCUGAACAUCAACCUAUCCCAGAUUAGCUUGGACUACCUGAACAUCCUGAUCGGCCUCCUCGGGGAGCAGCAGGACUACAAGACCCUUGUCUGGCUUCUCAGCGGUCUCUGGACCAGCCGCAACAAGCAGGCCGCCUGGCCCGCCCAGGUCAUUCUCAGUCUUGCCCGCCGCUACAUCCUCGCUCGUUACCUGGUUGGCGACUCUCUCAAGGCUGUCCGUCUUGCCGAGGACAUUGUAUACAACUGCCGCCGCGUCAAUGGUCCCCGCCACUCCAGCACCUUGGAGAUGUCAACCCUGCUGACCCAGCUGUACACCGGUAUCGGCCAGCGCUAUCAGAGCACCAAGGGUGGCCAGAGCAUGAGCUACAAGUACUACAAGAAGGCCGCCGGUGUCCACGAGAACCUCCUCCGCAUCUUCGUCGACCCUGCUCUCGCCGAGAUGGAGGGUGGCCUCGACUGCAGCUUCAGCAUGGAUGGUUCCGCUUAUGAGCUGAACAUCGAGGAGCCUACCAACGGCUCUGCCCUCUCUGAGGGUGAGCACGUCCGCCAGCACUUCCACCUGCUUAAGCUCGCUGUCCAGCGUCUUGGUGACUGGCCCAAGGAUUACUCCGAGUACGAGCGUCUGAACGCUGAGCUCUUUGCUGAGUUCAAGUCUGACCUUGAGGGCUUCGAGGGUGUUGAGAAGUGGAACCUGAAGGGCUUCGGCUCUGGCAAGGCUUCUGCCAACGAGGACACUCUUGCCCUUGAGACUAUCUCUUGGGAGAUCGACCUCUCCGCCACUUCUACCGAGUCGGAGUACUAG
Messenger RNA from Penicillium odoratum, 6162 nucleotides. RefSeq names its product NACHT domain protein. The record is from RefSeq and is a predicted model, not a curated record. The transcript is spliced from 2 exons. NCBI's taxonomy places the organism in Eukaryota, Fungi, Ascomycota, Eurotiomycetes, Eurotiales, Aspergillaceae. Gene Ontology annotation, molecular function: ATP hydrolysis activity. Bases 1 to 6162 code for a protein of 2053 amino acids.